Messenger RNA from Vigna umbellata (rice bean), 950 nucleotides. The record is from RefSeq and is a predicted model, not a curated record. NCBI's taxonomy places the organism in Eukaryota, Viridiplantae, Streptophyta, Magnoliopsida, Fabales, Fabaceae.
AUCCUGCUGUCAACGUUUUCAUCUUCUGGUUUAUAUUUUUUCGCCAUUGUUUAUAUCUUUGAAUCUAUAAGAAGUUAGGGUUUUAGGAUUUCUAAAUCUAGUGGUUUUGGUGCUGAAUUAGUGUGGGGGGUUAGAAUGGAAGAACAAUUGGGGAACGGCAUGGUGUUGAGGUCGAAAACGACGCAGGAGUUGGCGAUGGAAGGGCAGAAGUACUUGGAAGAAACCAUAGAGUUCGCUUUCCAGAUCCUCUCUUCCAUGAACGACGAGCUCUGCAACCCUGUUCUGUGGUCCACCUCUCCCUCCGCCACUUCUACCUCCCCCAAUGCCCCCUCCGCCACCACUGACUCCGCUUCAGACAACUCAAAUCUUCACUCUGACGGCGCCACAGCCUCUGCCGGCGCUGGAGGCGCCCUCGAAGAGGCUCGCUUGCGGUACAAGAACGCUGUCGCCACGCUUCGGACAAUUCUCACUGCCAUUCCUAACUCCCAGAAGUCAAAAUCAUUUGAUACCGGUUCAGCUGCUAGCCCUGCAGAUGAAGCUGAAAUUGACAAGUUGGAGGAGCGAGCCUCAUCUCUAAGAAGGGAGCUUGCCAACAAGAACUUGCUCUUGAAGACACUAAUAGAUCAACUGCGUGAUCUUAUCACUGAUAUAUCAACAUGGCAAAGUCCUUUAUCAACCUAAAGUAUGAGACGAAUACUUAAAUUUGUGGAGCGGUCACGAAUAUGGAAACCUGAUUCUGAGUAAAUGACAAUAAGGCUUGAACUUUUCCAUAUGAAGGUGUAUAAGUUGAUCUCAAUAUGUUCUCAUCCUAUGGGUUUAGAAAAUUCUUAAUGAUGAUAGUUUGCAUUUUGUAGAUUUUUUCCUUAUAAAUUUUGUAAAAGAAAUUGUACUUUCUUUUGAACCUUAGAGAAGGAUUCCUGUAUUUUGUCUGAGAUGAAACUUUUGUUUCA